GCAUACUCGGUCGCCAUUUCCUGUACUGCAGGACAUACAACAUUUAGCCAUGUGACUGAAGGAAAGCAGCGUGUUUAAUGUGAUGUAGGGGAGAGAAAAGACUGAACAUAACAACAAAAUAGCAAGCAUGCUAGCUUAUCAGUAAUUACUGCGUAGUUCAGUGUCCAAACUGUGAGUUUAGCGAGUGCUGUCCAUUCUGUGUUCAUGCAGUUAUCUACAUUUAAGGAAAACAUUGGUGCUAACUUUCCAAGGCCAGUACUACAGUUACUGUAGCUAUAUGUAGGUGCUUCGACAACACGUACAUCGAAACAAAAAGCCAGUACCUCGCUGAAGGGAUCUAUUGCAUUUAGUUUGAGGCCAGUAUUUCUUAGAGCAGCUGAAGCAACACUAAAACAGAUUUAACAGAUUCUCAUUAUUUUUAUUAGUAUACAUAUUUUUUAUAACUUUGUUUUCAAGUUAAUAUGAGUGGUUCUGACUCAGACAUGCCAGGCCUAGUGGACGCAUCGGACAGUGAGGAGGAGAGCCUGAGGCACAAGGCCAGAUCCAAUGAAGAGGCAGCAAAAAUGUGGUUCAAGAGGUUGAUGAAAGGCAAGAAUGCAGAGAAGCAAGAGCGGGUGGUGAAGGUUUACAUGCUGAGCCCUUUCUUGUUUGGGCAAAAAUUCCAUCAACCAGAAAAAUGGCUGAACUGGGCCAAGUGUGCAGGACUGUUGCUCAGUUCGUGUUAUACAGAGGCAAGGGUAGAGGCAUUACAGCAAGAGGAGAUGGAAAAUAUUGAGUUGCUGGAGAAAGUGUUUGAUGUCCUUAUUUCCCAUUUGAAGGAUGCCUCCUGCCUGUGUGUCAUAAUGAACCUGGUGGAGACAUGUGACAAGGUGGACAUGUGGGAGAAAGCUGUUAAAGCAUACGACAAGUUCAUUGAUAACCAGAGCAUGUUCAAGACCAUUAAGAAAGAAUUACCAGGCAGAAACCGAAAAGUCAAGUUCAGUUUCCUUUUUGCAUGUCGUCAGUACUCGAAUCAUGUUGUGAAUCUAACCUUCCUGGGUAAAGAUAUGUUGGAGAAAUUUGAAGAGGAAUACAGAGCUGAUGAAAAGAAAAGCAAAGAUACUAAAAAUCUUGGUAAUUUAGCUUUCUCCAUGGGCAAAUUCAAGGGUGCAAUUGCACAUUACACCAAAGGUAUAGCAGUCAGCCCCUACAGUCACAUUUUAUAUGGAAACCGUGCUCAAGCCUAUCUCAAGACUCAACAAUAUAGGAUAAAGCUAGAAGAGAAGAAGAGAGGAAGAAGAAAGAGAAAAAGAAGAAGAAAAAGGAAGAAGAGCAGAAGAAAAAGGAAGAAUCCAGAAGGAAGAAAAGGACCAAGAGAGGGGACAAGAACAAGACUGAAAACCAGGAUGGAGCAAAUCCCCCUAUGCAGCAGCCACCAAAAUCGCCAGAAGAUGUGCUUCGAGAUGAUUUUCAGUUUCUACAGAAGCAAGGCACCACUGCCCUGAUGGACGAAAGAAGUCGCCACGCCCUCCACGACUUUCAGAAAUGUUUGGAGAUGGUGCAUGACCAUGGGUCAAAGACAUUUUUACUGGAAGAAAUAGAUUUGGCCUUGUUGAAGUACAGUUAUGCCACAGCGUGUAUAGAAACAGGCACAUACAAGGAGAUCUUAGAAGGGAUAGACAUGUAUAACAGCAUUCUCAAGGACCACCCCAGUUGUAGGUUUGUUUUGGCAUACCUUGGUUUGGGAAAGGCACACAUCAAACUCAACAGGUAUUCUGAAGCCUUAGACCCACUGGGCAAGGGACUGGAAAUGUCCACCAAGGUCUCAAUGCAGAGCCUGACCUGGCCUGGAACCCCACUGAAGAUUAACAACUCCAACAGAGCCAACAUUCAGAAAGAGUUUGAGAACUUGAUUCAGUUGUGCAGAAACCCCCCACAGCCAGAUGCAAUCUGUCGAUACAAGAACUGUGAUGAUCACAAGAUACACAUCUAUUUCUCCGAUCCAGAUUUUAAGGGAAUUGUGCGGGCUUUAUGUCUUGAUAAGUGUCAGACAGACUUCCACAUCAAUUGUUGGAAGAGUCUUAAAACAGAAUUGUCUCAGUCAGAUAAGGAUUUUAUCAAGAUGGCCUGUUUCACACCUGACUGUGAAGGGGUUUUGACUGAGGUACAGUUCUUUGAUGAAGAUGGACUUAAAAAGAAAGAACUUAUGAUAGAAGAAGAAGAUCUCAAUCGAAUAAAGGAAAGUAGGCAUGGGGGAAAGGGCAAGAAAAUGAACCCUUCGUCAUUAAGCCAGGAAGUGAAUAGCAAAAAGAAACCUAGCAAAAAAGAGCUGCGAAAGCAAAAGAGACAAGAUUUAUCAAAGAAGUUGGAAGACGUACAGGAGGGAAGUACAAGUGCAAAAGUUAGCCCACGUGAAAGCAAGGACUUGAAUUCUGAUAAUUCCAUAAUGCAAGAGUUGGAGAUGUUGGAGAAAAAAGCAGAACAUAUUCACAAGACAUCUAAACCUAGUAGUGCCACCAGUACUCCAAGACAGGAAGAAAACAAGUUGGAUUUUGCUGGAAAGCUUCCAGCGCAGGGAAGUGGAACAGUAACGCCACCUGUGGGAGAUGUUAAACUUACAAUGCUGAAGAGAGAAGAUGAGGAUGAGAGGGAAGAAAUCACAUAUAAGGCCUUUAAACAACAGAAGCAUAAACAGAAAAAGAAAAAGGAGAAAAAGGUGAUGAGUUUGGAUGAGUUUCAUGAGACUUCUACAACUAUGUCUGCGGAUGUUCCUGACCCAGAUAUAGAUGGCACUGUAGACAGACAGAUGCCAACAAAGUCUUUGACAAUUGGAGGACUUGAGGAUAUUGAUGAUUUUGAAGUUUGCAGUGUGUCCAGCAGCAAUUACUCUGAGACGUUGGACAUGGACAGGCCAUUUCAGCCCCCAGAGCACCUGCGUGAUCAAAUUGAGGCGUUUGAAAAUUCUCGUACCACGGCGAAAUAUGCCAGUGCAGCCGAGGCAGUCAAGGCUAACAUAGGGGGAGUUGUGGGAGGAAACCAGAAACCCAAAGAUGAGGAUUAUAUACCACCAGAACUGAUCCCUAUUAGGGAAUUUAUGUACUCUUUCUUUGAAGAAACCCUGAAGGUAAGUGGUCCCAUCCAUAUAGAGGAUGAGAGGAUCACAGGAGAAAUCAGAAACUUUCCUGAUGAAGCCGUGUACCUUAUUAAAAAAGCUGGACACUUGCGUGACUUCUUGUUGAAAAGCUUCAAGUUUGCAGUUAUUGGAGAUUAUGUGUGUUUGAUGAGAGAUGCAGUGCAUGCCAGAGAAAUGUGGGAGAAAGAUCGGCAGCGUUUAGGACUGUCAGUUGGAGUCAAUUCAAUGCGAGGCUCUCUUGCGGAGUUGGCGCAGUCUGCCCUCAGAGACAGAGCCAUGUCACCUAGAACUCUGGAUUCUUAUUCGAAAGCAGAUUUGACUGAUUUAUCGGCAGCAGACUUCCCAAGUUUGUAUGACGCAAAGAGUGUUGAAGUCUCAAAUUCAAAUGAGGCUGUUCAGAAUGUGUAUGGAGAUCCUGUGACCCUAAGUUCUAUAGCAACUUGUGUGGGAUCCACUUCUGUUGUGACUCCAAAUGGAGAAAAUUUGGAAAGGGGAAGGAACUCACCAGCCCUGAUUUCAAAAGGGAAUAAUAAUAUAGAAAAUGAAAUGUUGAAAAAACCUGAAAGUGAUAGUGAAAGUGACACAAAGAGGCAAAAAAAUAUUCAAGGAGGACCACAAAAUAUUUCUGGAAAUGCAAAAAGUACAGAAACGGGAAAUGAAUUAUCAUCUAUUGCAGAUGAAUUUAGACGGAAAGUGCACAGUUUGGUUGGAGAAUUGCGUGACAAAGGAACAUGUAGCAAGGAUCCAUCAUCUGAAAAUGAUGGAAAAGAUUCUGAGGUUAAAAAACCAGCUUUUAUAGCUGAAAUGAAAAUUGCUGAUGCUGACGCUAGAAGCCGAAGUUUGAGUCCGUCAGUGUUAGCACGUGGUACAAAAACUCCAGAGUUUCAUAUUUCUAUAUCAAACAAGGCAAAAAAUAUCAAUAUUUCACAAAACGCAAUUGCUCAAAAUUCAGAGCCGAACAGAUCUUUGACACCAAAAGAUUUACCAGGUGGUAUGAGACAAGUUUCUGGACAUUCAUCGUCACUGCCUGCCACACCCAGUCACAUGAGCAGCUGGCCGAAUUAUUUGGACGGUGUGCCUCAUGAAGCGAAAGCGUUGAAUAACGGUGGACAAAUGGAGGCUGUUGGGCCUCCAGGAUUGAAAAUAAAACCAAUUGGUUCUGAAAAAAAAAUGAAAAAAGACGCCCAGAAUGGCGGGACAUUUCAGAGAGCUGUUGGAAGUUUAAACACUGGCGGACGAAGCAUGGCAGAAGUUGGGCACAGUCCUGAGAAUCCUGCUUUUCCAGUGACCACAUCGACUCUCUCUGAGUUUUCACCAUUUCAAGGCAGUUCUGACUCUCCAAACCUGUUCUUGCCAAGCAGAAGAGGUGACAGGGAGUCCCCAGAUGUGCCUGGAAGAAACGUGGGACCACCCCAAAGAGAAAAAAUGAUAACAAGCAGGGAAAGCAAGAUCGCAGCCCUUGUUGGAAGUUCUGGGUUCGACACAGAUCCCCUGAAAAUAGUGAGCAGCAUCCUUGGAGAUGAUGCCAACGAGGAGGAGAAUGCACCUAAAACACAAGAAAACCCUCCCCUGGCAAUAUACCCAAGGAAUUAUAAUAUGGAACCCCCAAUUGUGCACCCGUUGGCACAGUCUCCCAAACUUAAUCAACAACCGACAACUCCAAUUCAUCAGCUCCCACGACCCCCAGGGGGUUACGUCAGCAUGCACCCCCCUUUGAAGCAUGGUACCCUGCAGGGUAUUGGGAGCACUGCAGCAGAGUCUGCCAGAGGGAGCACUGGAAUUUCUGGACCAAAAGUGGCUGAAGUGGCAGUGCAGACGGAGCCGUGGGAAGAGUACGAAGGUCUGAGGCAGGAGCACGUGCUGCUGGAGACGACCUGUCAGGAGCUGAAGGACAAGUACAAACAGCUGCAGAACUCCAACAGUGCCGACAUGAAGAGGUUGCAGGAGAAAGUGGAGGAGUUGGAGGAGGAGAUGAAGAAUGUGAAUGAUGAAAACAAAAAGUUAACAAAGUCACAUGAAAACGAAGUCAAAAAAUGGGCCCAGGAAAAGAAAGGAUAUUUAGAGGAGCUGAAGGCUUUAAAGCAACAGAUUGCUACACUGAAACUUUCUGAGCAAGAAUUUAUUGAACAAAUAUCAGCAAGAGACCAGAAAGUGUUGGAACUCUACCAACAGAUUAACUCUGAUCGCGACAAAUCCAACACAGAUAGACUUAAAACACAUGAACAGCUGGAGGUCCUCUCAAGUCAAGUGAAUAAAGAAAGGACCAGGGCCCAGCUGGCUGAGGUCCAAGUACUGAGGGUAAAACAAGAAGUGGGAACAGACUUUUUGUCCAGGAGUUUAAGAGAUGCACAGCUGUAUCUUACUUACCUUGGAAAAGGAAUUCAGAAGUUACAGGAUGAGCACCACCCAGUCCCCCCUCCACUGCAGACUUCUUAUGAACAGUGGGAAGCUAUGGUGAAGAAAUUACAGGAACUUAUAAACCAGUCAUUGAAUGAAUUUCAAGAACAAAUCAAGAUGGUAGAAAGUGGCAGAGAACUGGCAUCUCUGCCUGAAUUACAAAUCCCCAAACCACCCCCUGCCCCGCCCAUGAUGCCAGGGAUGAAUCUUACCCCUGGUAUGUUAUCACAAAUGGGUGGACCCCCCUCGAUGUAUCCACCAUUAGUGCCACCUUCACGACCAAUAGCCCGUCCUCCAAAUUUGACAGCAACAGCAGCGGCAGCACCCCAGACUGUGACCCCAGGGUUUCCAACACCUUCCCUGGGCUCUGCAUCUCUUGGGAGUUUUCCCCAGCAGCCGCAGCUGCCCCCUGGACUACAACAGGGACAGCAGGUGGCGCCACUCACAGCAACAACAACAACACCCCCGCCACUAGGUCUGCCACCUGCCCGACCUGUGCCAAAUUUGCCGGGAGCAGUGCCACCUGUUGGGACAGUGCCACAAGCACCUCAGCGCCCCAUAGGCAGUGGGACACCCAGGAAUAGCUUUGAGAAGAUCAUGCUGACUCUGACGUCCAUGUUUCCUCAGAUCUCCAGGACUGAAAUCACCCAAAAGAUCCAAGAUCUUCGGGAAUCUCGUGGAGGGUCAUUGUCAGGGAUGGCAUUAGAGGAGAUCAUUCACAGCACUGCCUCUAUGAUUCUACAGAACCAGGGGAAACCCAUGCCAAAUCAGAUGUCCCGUCCAACUCUUCCCCCUGGUUUCAGCUACGGUAACCAAGGCAACAGCAGCAGCAGCAGUAGUGUUGUUAGUAAUAUCCCCCAAGUUUCCCCCUCCCUCCCCACCCUGGGGUCAGAGGACAACUCCCAGGAGUUGUUUGAGGAGGAAGUGGACCCCUGUAUAAUCUGUCACGAGGAACUGACCCCCGCCACCACCGCCAGACUGGACUGUAAACACCGCUUUCAUAGGACGUGCAUCAGCAAGUGGUUCCGAGAGCAGAGCACCUGCCCCACCUGUAGAGUGCAUGCUCUGCUGCCAGAGGACUUCCCUAACCUCAAGUAGACUGACCACUGGUCACUGGGAUACAAGGGGGAACUGGUCAAGUUCACACCGACACUGUGUCUGUUUCAUUUGGUUUGGGUCCGAGUCUGGUUUUCGUGAAGAACGGAUUUAUUAAUAGCCAGCAGCUGUCACUUUGGUGGCUGUAUAUUGCUUUAGUGGAGAAUGCGUUAGUUGUGACAAUUAUGAAGACUGCUAAGUUGAUGCACAAUGGGCAAUUGAGCUGUAGAAUCCAAAAUUUUAUGGCAUUAUAUCAAAAUGAUAGCAAGCGCUGUCCAAAUAUUGGAAAUGAACUGCGUUGAGUUAUGUUACUUCGUUGUUUAUUUUUGCUGGCUGAUAUAUAAGUAGCGGCUUAAGAUGGGAUUCGCUCUGAACGGUUCGAGAACAAUGCCAUAGAUGUGCGUUUUUUUAACUUUUAUAUUUUACAAGGAUUCUAAAACUAUAAUUUUGUUAUGGUCAUAUCUUGUCUAAGAACUGCUACGAAUCUUAUAAGUACAGUUUACAUUUCAGCGCUGAAUCAUUACACAUUAUCAAUUCAGAGAAGCGUUAUAAAACAAUAGUAUGCAUAUGUAUCGCUACCAGUUCUGUACGUCCCUUUGUGUGCCCAAUUUUAAUUUUUUGAAAAAUCUUAUUUGGACGAAUUUGUGUUUUGUAUAUGUUACUUCACGUUUUCGCUAUUUUAUAUGCAAUAAAGGUUUUGAGAGUGAUUA
Lingula anatina is the source of this 7314-nucleotide messenger RNA. RefSeq lists its product as uncharacterized. Gene Ontology annotation, molecular function: protein binding. Lineage: Eukaryota; Metazoa; Brachiopoda; Lingulata; Lingulida; Lingulidae. The record is from RefSeq and is a predicted model, not a curated record.